Cylicostephanus goldi is the source of this 687-nucleotide messenger RNA. Lineage: Eukaryota; Metazoa; Nematoda; Chromadorea; Rhabditida; Strongylidae. The record is from the annotation of a GenBank genome assembly.
AUGAAUUCGGCGAGCUUGUCUCAAGAUAGUCCCUCCAAUUGCACGUAUUGCUACUCUUUGAACUGCAAUAUUCGAGUCGAAUCUGUAUCAAAUGUGCAUAAGCAAGGUUCAAUUACAUCAAAGUCAUCUGUCCUCACUAUUGGGAGGGAUUUGGCACGUCAGAUUGUGCUCCAGGUAGAGCUGGGUACAGCUUCGGGCGGCCGACCAGCAGUUGCUUCUUAUGGACUCACAGAUUGCGUUAUACAUCAGAGAAAGAUUUCGGAAGGAAAAGCAUCUAUAGAAGUUCCGGAGAGAAAAUUGGUCAUACAGCUUUCGAAUUGUGCUCCUCGAAAACUGAAUGUCUUUUUGAAGACUGUACAAGCUAAACUUGACAUCAUGAAGUCCCAAACCAGUCAGUUUAAAGGACACUACCACACACCCGUUACAGUAGCUAGGUACGCCUUCACGACGUCCGAACCCAGAAUCGACUACACCAAAGGCUGCGCGGAAAUCUCUGCUAAAGGUAUAUUUGCACUUAUGCGAUCAUCACUGCAAAUCUCGUCUUUAGGGUGUCCCCAGUGUGUGCUCCAAUCCAAACAGAAUGUAUUCUUCACUGGCAGUGCUGGAACUGGAAAAUCCGUUGUCCUGCGGCGUAUCAUUGAAAUGUUACCUGCAGCUACUACGUAUGUUACGGCCGCUACUGGUUAG